AUGCUCGUCCGACAAUCAGCCCAAAGAUUGGCUCCCGCCUCCCGCCUCGGGCUCGGGCUAGCCGCCCGUGCGCCAGCCAAGCGCUUCCUCUCUUCAACGCCCUUACUGCGCAACGCCGAAAAGCCCAGUGCCUAUCGGGAAUCGGUAAGUAUCUGUCCUGGGAGGGAGCUUCUAAGGUCCUUUGAAUGUCUAUCACGAUACAUGAGGGCAUGUUUUGAAUAUAAAGAUGGACUGACAAGUGGCCAGAUGUCCAAAUAUAAGACCUUCAUGGGCCCCUUCGGCAAAGUCUUCCUUGGGGCAAUCCUCACCUACCAAAUUAUCUACUGGAGCUGGCUGAAGUUGGAGAUGGACGAGUCGAAGCUGGAGAAGAACGAAGAAAUGGCUGGGCUGGAGAAAAAGGCACGCGAGUUGGCAGCCGCACAGAAAUAA
Messenger RNA from Penicillium waksmanii, 429 nucleotides. RefSeq lists its product as uncharacterized. NCBI's taxonomy places the organism in Eukaryota, Fungi, Ascomycota, Eurotiomycetes, Eurotiales, Aspergillaceae. The record is from RefSeq and is a predicted model, not a curated record. The coding region runs from base 1 to 429 and encodes 142 amino acids. The transcript is spliced from 2 exons.